This is a messenger RNA of Cordyceps militaris CM01, 924 nucleotides long. RefSeq names its product NAD(P)-binding domain. The transcript has 2 exons. Lineage: Eukaryota; Fungi; Ascomycota; Sordariomycetes; Hypocreales; Cordycipitaceae. Gene Ontology annotation, molecular function: oxidoreductase activity. Bases 1 to 924 code for a protein of 307 amino acids. The record is from RefSeq and is a predicted model, not a curated record.
AUGACAUCACUUAGUUUUACAAUCGACGACAUUCCUGAUCUGACUGGGAAGCGGGUAAUCAUCACAGGAGGAUCCUCUGGUAUUGGCCGUGCUGCUGCAAUUAUAUUUGCACGCAAGGGGGCUUGGGUUCUCAACCUCGACACAAAGCCACCCCAAGACAGUGGUUCUCACAACGUCGAAUACAGAAACUGCAAUGUUACUAGCUGGGAAGAUCUCAAAAGUGCAUUUGCAUAUGCUGGGAAUGUCGACAUUGCCGUAGCCAAUGCUGGUAUAGCAGAGGGUUCCGACUACUUGACCGAUGCAUUCGGUGCUCCCCCGGCCGAUUUACAGGAGCCAGACUACGAGCUGCUCGAUGUCAAUCUUCGAGCAGUCUUCAAUGUUACCAAAUUGGCUCUCGCCAGCUUUCGGCAGAGGGAAUGUCUAGGCAGCAUCGUCAUCACGGCAAGUGCUACCGCGUAUGCGCCGGAACAGUGUCUACCUGUAUACAGCGCCACGAAGCUCGCAUUGAUUGGUUUCGUUCGUGCUCUGAGAUCCGCCGUCGCACGCGAGGGCAUCACGGUGAACGCAGUCGCCCCCGCGGCCACCCUGACAGAUUCGCUCCCUGCGAACCUGGCUGCGCCGAUUUUGGCGGCUGGCUUACCCAUCAGUAGCGCAGAGUUUGUUGGCCUCGCCCUGGUCUACUCUGCGGUCGCGACGCAGCCGGGCAUGGUCGAGCUCUACGGCAAGGAUGCGGAUGAGCUCAAGACGAAGCAAUCGAGAUGGAAUGGCCGCACGAUUCUGACUUUGGGGGAGACGUACACGGAGUUGGAGGGCCCUAUUGCUGAUCUCAGGUCCCAGUGGAUGGGAGAGGAUAAUGCUGCGCUGACUCGGCUGCAGCAGGCGUCGACUGAUGCUCGGAUGCAUACUAGUGUUGGCCUUCUAUGA